GCAAAAUCGACGCAAGAGGAAAGAGCGCAUAUACGCGACACGCGAUUGUAUCAGUUGGAAGUCUCUAUCAGUGACAGAAAAGACAGAAAGAAGUAAUCCUCUCGAUAAACGUGCGAGAUAUAGAGAGGGAAGAGGCAACAAGUGUGUGACAAUCGGUGUCAGAACUAAAUUACUCGUGGUAUAAACGUAGGCAAUUAUCUUUAAUUAGCUCUCACUCGUUUCACAUUAAUUAAUUGUGGUGCGCGUGAAGAUGAAUCUAUCAGUCAGCACGCCGAUUGUAUGCGUUCUGCUCGUGACUCUGCUGUCGGAGACGGCGCACGCCAGGCCGUCACAGUGGGUUUUGAGUCGGCAGAAACGCCUUUCUGAUCAAAGACUCGCCGAACUCGAGACACUUAUAGCGCUGCAAAAUGUGAAGGGCGUCGUGGUUCCCGUAGGAUUCGGAAAAGUGAACCCAGCUAUCUUAGGCCGUAAACGGAGAUCCAUCUCGGAGGAUAAUCUUCGAAAAUUGCAACAUUUCCUACUACUCAUUACUCAAGGCUCGGAAUCAACCGUGGACCAAUCUGAUCAGAAUCGUCCCUUAACGUGGAAGGAGGAUUCGCGGGAGGAGCAAAGGGACUACCAGUUGAUUUAAUUCAUAGACUUGGUGUAGCUCGAGAAUGAGGCGAAAGUCAGGAAAGAGAAGCGGAGGACAGACAACUGAGGAAGAAAGAGCGUGCUAGAGACAAAAGAGAAAGAGAUAGUGAAAUAAGAGAGAAGGAGGAAAUAG
Acromyrmex echinatior (Panamanian leafcutter ant) is the source of this 766-nucleotide messenger RNA. RefSeq lists its product as uncharacterized. The record is from RefSeq and is a predicted model, not a curated record. Lineage: Eukaryota; Metazoa; Arthropoda; Insecta; Hymenoptera; Formicidae.